UAAAAUAAACGCCAUUGCACAGAAUCUUCCAGGGCAUGGGGAACAGAGAAGCUACUGCAUACAGGGAUUUCACAGGCAUCCUCUGAUGGUCACAUAUAUAUAUAUAGAUCUAUAUAUAUAUACAUACAAAAGCAUACAUCCUCAUCAAAGGUUUUUGUGAUGCCAAUGCUAUUCUCCAAUAAUUGAUACUCAAACACAUGAACCUAAGCCUAAAUAGUCAAUGGAACAAACUCUGAGGCUUGUUGAGAAGAUAAUCUUGGGUGAGCCAGUCGCGCCUGUUAUCCUGUGGCAAAAACAUCUAAGCUUCUGUUGACAUCAAAACUCAAAACGAACAAAGGUAGAAGGAACCAAAGAUCACAUUGCUGAACAAAGAAGACGACCAGGGGCUUCGUCCACUUCAAACCAAUUUCUUUGUGUAAUUCAGCAACCACCCCAACCUGUCACCCUGGAGUCGUGGAAGAGGUGGAAUGAAGGCAGAAUGGUGUGGUGUGAGAAAGGGGUUCAGAUUCUUCUGACCACAGUGGGAGCUUUUGCUGCAUUUGGGCUUAUGACAAUCGCCAUAGGAACAGAUUACUGGCUUUAUGCCAGAGCCUUCAUUUGUAAUACCACUAAUAUAUCCAGUGAGGAAAUACUAAUGAAAGAUAAGAAGGAUCCAGGAGGGUUGACUCACUCUGGCCUGUGGAGAAUCUGUUGCUUGGAAGGUCAAAAAAGAGGUGUGUGUGUUAAAAUAAACCACUUUCCAGAAGACACAGAUUAUGAUCACGACAGUGCUGAGUAUCUUCUACGUGUUGUCCGUGCCUCAAGCAUCUUCCCUAUCCUCAGUGCCAUGCUCCUUUUACUUGGGGGCCUAUGUGUUGCUGCCAGUCGUGUUUACAAAUCAAAGCGUAAUAUCAUACUGGGGGCUGGAAUUCUGUUUGUUGCUGCAGGUUUAAGCAACAUCAUUGGUGUAAUUGUUUACAUUUCUGCAAAUGCGGGAGAUCCUGGAACCAAGAGAGAUGAUGAAAAGAAAAGUCAUUACUCAUACGGCUGGUCCUUCUACUUUGGGGGGCUUUCUUUCAUCAUUGCAGAGAUGAUUGGGGUCCUUGCAGUAAAUAUUUACAUUGAGAAAAAUCGAGAAGCCCACUGUAAGUCACGUACAGAACUAAUAAAAAACCCCUCAGCCAUUCUUCGCCUACCUAGUUACCGGUUUCGGUAUCGUCGACGCUCCAGGUCAAGUUCACGCUCCACUGAGCCUUCUCAGUCUAGGGACACUUCUCCUGUUGGAGUCAAAGGGAUACCAUCCACUGACAUCUCCAUGUACACAUUGUCAAGAGAUACCUCCAAGGCCAAUGUAAGCAGCUUAUAUAAUACAGAGCGUGGGGAUCACAGUUUUCUACAGCUCCACAACUGCUUUCCCAAGGAUUCCGGGGUUACCGUCACGGUCACAGGUCCAGCCUCAAACACAGGCACCCUGGGCAAGGACGGUUCUAACACCAACACGUUAAACAGGAAAACCACACCUGUUUAGGUGGGCCCAAAAUAAAGAUAUUGUAAGUGAGUGUGAAGGAAUGAAUGUACAAUGCGUGUGAUGAUGCGAGUCUUGGAAUGGAGAUAGGAGCCAUUUUAUGCCAUGUCGCUGCCAAUUCCUGGUGUAGGGGAAGAUACGGGCCCUAAACCUCUCUACCAGUAAAAGAUUAUGUUUUGGAACCAAAAGAUAUACAUUCUGAAUUCUGCAUUAUAGUAUUUUGAUAACAAAUGAUAUACAUAUUAAAAGUAAAAAUGUGCAUUUUAGGAUUGUAAUUAUCAACUUCUCUUUGAUAAGAUAUGAUAAAGUUUGACCUAGCCAUUUAUUAUUUUAUAAUUCAUUUAGAGGCCAUCCACUUCAUUGCUAUGUUCUAGUUUCCUUCACAACCGUGUAUUACAUUAUAGUGAAACAAAAAUAA
Molecule: messenger RNA, 1922 nt
Organism: Spea bombifrons (plains spadefoot toad)
Lineage: Eukaryota; Metazoa; Chordata; Amphibia; Anura; Pelobatidae
Gene: CACNG8
Product: calcium voltage-gated channel auxiliary subunit gamma 8
Exons: 5
Coding region: 479-1507 (342 amino acids)
Biological process (GO): positive regulation of synaptic transmission, glutamatergic; neurotransmitter receptor transport, postsynaptic endosome to lysosome; transmission of nerve impulse
Cellular component (GO): AMPA glutamate receptor complex; postsynaptic density membrane
Molecular function (GO): channel regulator activity; voltage-gated calcium channel activity
Source: RefSeq, a predicted model, not a curated record